UCCAUGGAGUGACGGAGUCAUGAUCGGAGGUAUAAGUAUGCCUUUCUUCCAUUUCCUUGUGUUGAGCUUGCUUCCAGCACUGUGUCACCAUGUCUGUUUUCUCACGUAUAUGCUUGGCUGCUGCCAUCUGUUCUCAGGCUGUAUCAGCGGGUCCCAAGUAUCCCAGGGCUGAGAAUGUCCCCCGAGCUUACGGCAACUCAAGUGCGGUAUCUCUCGAUAUUCUCACGAAGACUGGGGUCCGAAAUGCCACAGCUCCCGAUCUCUAUGGCUGGAUGUUUGAGGAUAUCAACCAUUCUGGUGAUGGUGGUCUUUAUGGAGAGUUGCUGACCAACAGAGCCUUCGAUGGGUCAAAUAUUGGAUGGGGAACAAUUCCGGGCUUUACAGGACCAAGCAUCACAUACCAGGAAAACACUUGUGAAGCAACAGGUCCUGUCAUCACGGGUUACAAACCACUAGGAGGAACACAAAUUCGCCUCGAUGCCUUCCACCCAUUGACAUAUUCGCACCGGACCGUGCUCGCAGUGGAUAUACCUACGACUCCGGGCUCAGAGCCUGUUGGGUUCGCCAACCUAGGCUGGUGGGGCAUUCCCGUCACACCACAGACAUACAACGUCUCUUUCUUCGUCUACCCAGAUCAAUUUAAGAAUCAGGCCAACUUGGCGACUGCCAUCACCAUUUCUUUGCAGUCGAACACUACUGGAGAAAUCUUUGCAUCGACAGUGAUCCCAGCACAAUCUUGGAACGUCGUGAACUACACUUUCAUCUCUACAGAGCUUGUCAGCAAUGUCUCUGCUCCAGAUUCCAAUAAUACUCUCGCCAUCACGUUCGAUCCUGCAGCUGCAGCAGGUCAGACAUACUACUUUGACCAGAUCAGUUUGUUUGGAGAAACAUUCAAGGGCUACCAGAAUGGUUUGCGAAAGGACUUGGCUCAGAACAUCUACGACUUGAAGCCAAAGUUUCUGAGAUGGCCAGGUGGAAACAAUAUUGAGGGCUUCUCGUUUCAAACAAGGUGGAAGUGGUGGGAGACGAUUGGACCUCUUGAGGAUAGAUGGCCAAGACCAGGAAAUUGGGAAUAUUACAAUACCAACGGCCUUGGCUUGAUGGAAUUUCUCGAAUGGACCGAAUCAAUGGAGAUGGAGAAUGUCCUUGCCAUUUACAGUGGUUAUUCUCUUGGAGAUUCUGAUGAAGGCGAUGCUAAUGAAUACCCCUCGUCCGAUGCCGCCCUGUACCCACUGCUGAAGGAAGCCCUGGACGAACUUGAGUUCUGCAUGGGCUUGACAGACACUUACUGGGGCGGAAAGCGUGCAGAAUAUGGCCACCCAGAACCCUUCAAUAUCAAAUAUGUCGAGAUUGGCAACGAAGAUUGGUUCGGCCAGAAUUACCCAUUCCGAUUCAAGUAUCUCUACGAUGGAUUGAAAGCUGCGUAUCCAGACAUCAUUUACAUCAGCACGGCGUACAACGAAAAUGCGGACUACACGAUUGACAUUCCAGAGGGAGCCAUGUGGGACACGCAUCACUAUGAGCCUCCUGCGUUUUUCAUCGACGGAUUCGACUUUUACGAUAACUGGCAGGAAUCGACCAACAACACCAACGUCACUGUUUUCAUUGGAGAAUAUUCUGUGUUCCAAAUCGAUACUCCUUCCGAAGUGGACAACUUCUCGGAUCCUUCAGACAUUCACAUCUUCUAUCCUCGUCUUCUUUCGGCCAUCGCAGAGGGUGUAUACUUACUUGGUGCGGAAAGGAAUCCAAAUGUCGUCAAGCUGAGUUCCUAUGCACCAAGCUUACAGAACUGGAAUUGGUAUAACUGGACACCGAAUCUGGUUGCAUUUGAUGCCAAUCCCUUACAUACAGUGUUGAGUGUUAGCUACUACCUUCAGAAGCUGUUUAAUGAGUAUCGUGGGACAGAAUCUGUGGAAGUGACGAAUUCCGAGGGAGACUUUGGACCAUUGUACUGGGCGUCGUCCGUAGAUGGUGGUGAGAGCGUCUUUUUGAAGGUCAUAAAUGUUAAUGCGACAACCGUUCCUCUGAACGUUGCGAUCGAAUCUAAGUGGACAUCGGUCAAUGGAUCUAUCAUGACGAAUGCCGAUCCAAAUGGAUUCAAUUACAAGAACAAUGCGACCGCAAUUACUCCACAGCCACUGAACCUCACUUCGACGAAGCCUGCUUCAGAUGGUAGUUGGAUUUGGGAUGUCCCAGGAUAUUCGAUUACAGUUCUGCAGUUCAAUUUGUAGAUAGCGAUGAAUCACUGUAAAGAG
Messenger RNA from Mollisia scopiformis, 2255 nucleotides. Its product is annotated as glycoside hydrolase. Lineage: Eukaryota; Fungi; Ascomycota; Leotiomycetes; Helotiales; Mollisiaceae. Gene Ontology annotation, molecular function: alpha-L-arabinofuranosidase activity. The transcript is spliced from 5 exons. Bases 90 to 2231 code for a protein of 713 amino acids. The record is from RefSeq and is a predicted model, not a curated record. Gene Ontology annotation, biological process: L-arabinose metabolic process.